AUGGCGCACUGCGACGGACUUCGACGCUACCAAAGAGUCGACGAGGAGGCGACCACUAUCAAGGUUGCCUCGUCAAAAGCGAUCCGUAAUGUCGUCAAGCUGAAGAGGCAACCAACAAAUAAGCUCUCGAAGCCAGGCAAUUGGAAGGAAGCCACAACACCGCUUGAUAACGAGGAAAAGAAAAGGGCCAAGGAGAACGCCGCCCCUCCGAGCCCCAUCAUCAAUCAACUAGACCCCCCCGCACAAGUCACAUUCGACACCGGCCGGCCGCUUGACGAUGUUCCCGAUCUGAUCUACUGCAAGCUCUGCAAGAAGGGAGUCAUCAGGACCUCCGGGAAGGAGCAUAUCGACGAAUGUCUUCGCAUCAAGAGGGAAAAGGCGCAACGCAAAAAGGAGGCCCGCGAGGCACGUGAGCGCGCCAAGGAGGCUGCUCGUGAGGAGGAAGCCCGCAAGAACGACCCCGACGGCGCUGCGGGCCGCGACGAUGACGACAGCGACGCUGACGAGCCCACCGAGAGAAAGGGGAACGGUGGAAAGACGACAAAGAAGGCUACCGGCAAGAAGCCCGAUACCGGCGGAAAGAAGAGGAAGGCCGAGGGAGACCUGGAGAAGGGCAAGGCCAAGAAGAAGAAGGACGAACCGAAACCCAAGACCGCCAAGCCCAAGGGCCCUGUGGAUGUUGAGAGGCAGUGUGGUGUCAUCUUGCCCAACGGGCAGCCUUGCGCUCGUUCACUCACGUGCAAGAGUCACAGUAUGUCGGCCAAGAGAUCCGUGCCGGGGCGAUCCCUACCGUAUGAUAUGCUCCUUGUGGCAUAUCAGAAGAAGAAUCAAGCAAAGCAGCAACGAGCCGCCAUCGACGCCAAUGCCCCGUUGGAGGAGGACGACGAUCCGAAUGCCGGUGCGGUGGACAGUGACGAGGAGACAGCUGCCGUUAUGAACGCCCUAGCGAACUGGCGACCGCAACCGGUUGUCCCUCAACCUAUCAUUGCACCGAUCAAGAGGCAGUACCAGCUGGCACGGUUGCACGAGCAACUCCAGACCGUAACGAACGGCGGCCGACUCAACAUUUUCAAGGUUGUUGGAUUUGGUGCUCAGAAGCUCCCGGAGGGCCAUCCUGGUCUCUAUCAGCAAGAGGAGGAACAUGCCGGUGAUCCCGACGUCUCCAUGCAAGAAGCAUUUUCCCGACACCAUCUUGAGGAGGAACUAAUGGAUAUAUCACGACAAAAACGAGUGCGCUUGACUCCUGAAUUAGGUCCGAAAUCAUCACCGAACCCGAAGCUGGUACGGCAAAUUUUGCCGCCACAUGUGUCGGAUAUUAGGAAGAGUCCCAGUGGCGCAAAGCGCCCAACAGACACAAUGGAACAAUACCUCAGACAGACAUUUGCUCCUGUUAGGAGAGAUGAUAGCGUCCGAUCACUUCAUCCAGCAAAUUCAUCUAGGCCUGGAACCGGGGUAAGCUCACAAAGGCCGCCUAGGCAGGCAUACCCCACACAAAGACCUCCAAGCCGCGAUGCAGAGAGGGCUGUUGCCCGUCCAGGACCGACCAAACAUUACCACGACGAAUUACCUGCUCGGAGGGAUUCAGUUGGUGUGUCACUUCGAGGAGGCGGCUCAGAAGUCGGAUCUCCAAGAAGGCAUUACCUUGUGAGCCCAGCAGCCGCACAGACCCCAGCUCGACGUCCAAGUCGGCGGCUGUCCUCAGCAUCACCCGGUCAAAAAUCACUACACCUGAGUCCCCAUGUUCCGGAUGAAGUUCGCGCAAUGGAUGCUGAGAAAUGUCCAGAAAUCUCACCGGAAGAAAUGGACAUGCUUCGGGAGAUAUAUAUGGCUUGUCAGCAGCACCCGGAAAAGUUUAAUGAGUACCGUCAGGAAUACCAAGCUUAUCAGCAACGACUACAAGUACAAAAGGGCUCAAGCGGAGGGAAACAACCAACGGGAUCUCAGUCCGCAAGCCCAGCGACUGAAGUCCCCCCUCGUUCAAUGUUCGAUAAAACCGAAUACCAUGAAACUCAGCGUGUGCUGGAACAAGCGCAAUUCAGACCUGCUUGCUCCCCUCGCCACGGCUCUAGUACGGUUUUGCGUGGCGGCACUGCUUCCUCUUCGAACACCCUAGCAGGCACUCGUCAACGGCCGGAAGUAUCAUCACCGGUAAUUAGCACACAGCAAAGUUUACCCGACACUCCACAUACCCCUAGGAAUCAUCAGCGCAAGCGGUCUGGUCCUAUACCACGAAUAAUACUCAAGGUACCGAAGCGUACCCUGCAACCGAAUAUGGGCGUCUCACCAAUGAAAGGAGGUUCUCAACGAAAUGUUUUGAGUUCACCGAGGAAAACUCACGGCCCAGUGGGAGGCAAAAGCCUCAAGGACUCUUCGGUCGAGGAGAGCAGUCUGGUUGGUACUGAUGACUAGAGGGCAUCCGAAAAAUUAGUAAAUCGGAGCAGUUGGAUCACCUCCGCUUAACUAGAGGAUGGCUGCUCGCGACAACGGAGUCUACGGUGACGCAGCCUAGAAUUAUCCGAUAUGAAGUCAGGAAAUGGAGUUUGAUAAAUG
Neurospora tetrasperma FGSC 2508 is the source of this 2550-nucleotide messenger RNA. RefSeq lists its product as uncharacterized. Gene Ontology annotation, cellular component: SAGA complex. NCBI's taxonomy places the organism in Eukaryota, Fungi, Ascomycota, Sordariomycetes, Sordariales, Sordariaceae. Gene Ontology annotation, biological process: RITS complex assembly; regulatory ncRNA-mediated heterochromatin formation; regulation of transcription by RNA polymerase II. Bases 1 to 2409 code for a protein of 802 amino acids. The transcript is spliced from 4 exons. The record is from RefSeq and is a predicted model, not a curated record.